Molecule: messenger RNA, 2953 nt
Organism: Gossypium arboreum
Lineage: Eukaryota; Viridiplantae; Streptophyta; Magnoliopsida; Malvales; Malvaceae
Product: protein WHAT'S THIS FACTOR 9, mitochondrial
Exons: 1
Coding region: 782-2053 (423 amino acids)
Molecular function (GO): RNA binding
Source: RefSeq, a predicted model, not a curated record
UUUGUGUAAGUAUAUUUCUUUUUCUGUAAAAAAAAAAAGGUCCCUUACAUUGUUUUUCAUUCGGGCUUUUAUAGCCACUGUUUAUUACAUAAACUGGAAAGAAAUCAAAGAUUUCUUUCCAUUUCUCGUCUACUGUAUCAUAUCUUUGAUUGUGAUCUCUUUAUUUUAGUUUCCUUUUUUUGCUUUUCGUAUCUGCUGUGUUUCUUUCCUUUCUUUGCAGGUGCUCGCGAAAAAUCCGGUAAUGGAAGGAUCACUGGCGUUGAUGGAGGCCUGAAGUCUGGCGAUGGUGUCGGUGAGGUGCUGGUUGGUAGCUGAGGAGUCGUCUAGGCUGUGCUGAGAAGGCUCAUUAAUGGCCUCGAUUUUGGGGAAUUCAACAAACACUCCCCAAGGCUUCCAAAAGCUGCUGCGGCGUGAGGGGAAAGAGCUAGGGUCGAAAACCCUAGCUGGAAAUUUUAGAUUUUGGGCCUAGUUCAUUUUGAGCCGUUGAAUUGGGUCAAAGGUGUAAUGGGCAUGCUUAUGGGGUAUUUGGGUUACCAGUCUGCUAGGUCUAGGCUAAAUGGGCUGUAAAAGGACUGCUUAAUAAAUAAACAUUUAUUUAUUUUUUCAAUUUUAAAUCCCGAGCAAAUUUUGCUUACUACAAUUAUUAUAUUAAUUUUAAAGAAAAAUAGCACUUAAUAGCACAGUGAGCACCAAAUUAUAAUUUUUUUUAAUUAAGUUGUCAAAACAAAAAUUUACCAUUGGUGUCGUUAAGUUCUCCAGUUCAAAUGCAAACUGCAUUGAUAUGCUAAGCAUGGAGCUCUGGAGAAGAUUCCCUCACCGGCUGCUUCUAAUCCGCAGCUUCGUUGACGCCAGGAUCAAGUGGGUUCGUGACCCAUACCUAGACAUUGCCGUCGAAAGAGAGAAAAACCUCAAAGAAAUCCUUUCCCUCAAAAACCAAAUCCUCUCCUCUCCCUCCAAAUCCCUCCCCCUUUCCUCUCUCUCCCCUCUCAAAUCCCACUUCAAUCUCCCCACCUCUACUUCCAAGCUCUUUCAAAACUACCUUCCAUUUUCUCCCCUUCCAACCCUCUCCUCUCUUCCUCUCCACGUCAAGCUCACCCCUCAAGCUAUGACUCUGCACAAAGAGGAGCUAGCCAUUCACAACUCUCCCCCUCAUCGAAACGACGUCGUAAACAGGUUGGCUAAGCUCUUAAUGCUGACUAAAGCAGGUAGGCUGCCUUUACAUAUCUUAGACAAGUUCAAAUUUGAUCUCGGCCUUCCCACUAAUUAUAUUACCUUUCUUCUUUCUGAUUAUCCUGAUUAUUUCCAAAUUUGUGAAUAUAAAAACCCUUCUGAUGGAAAAGAAACCCUUUUUUUAGAGCUUAUUUCUUGGAGGAAUGAACUUGCCAUUUCCGAAAUGGAAAAGAGAGCUUCUUUUUCUGACAGUGUGAAAUUGAAAAAAGGAUUGCCGUUAAGGUUUUCGAUGAAAUUACCCAAUGGGUUUGAUUUAGAGAAGAAGGUGAAGAAUUGGGUUGACACAUGGCAAGAUUUGCCUUACAUUUCACCUUACGAAAAUUCAUUUCAUUUAGGGCCUAAUAGUGACCAGGCGGAGAAAUGGACUGUGGCAGUGCUUCACGAGUUGUUGUGGCUGUUGGUGUCAAAGAAGACUGAAGGAAAGAAUGUGUUUUGUUUGGGAGAGUAUUUAGGGUUCGAGAACCGAUUUAAGAAGGCGGUGAUGCAUUUUCCGGGGAUAUUUUAUGUUUCGAAUAAGAUUAGGACACAGACCGUGGUGCUUAAGGAAGCUUAUAGGAAAGAUUUCUUGAUGGAGAAGCAUCCAUUGAUGGGUAUGCGGUUUAGGUAUAUUCAUCUUAUGAAUAAGUCGGAAAAGUUUCGAAAAAGAGAUGGUGUUCCAGUGUUUAGGAGGAAAAGAAAGGUUAUGUCAAAUGCUGAUAAAGGGGAAGUUAUAAAAGAAGAUAAGAAUGUGGAGGAAAAUAAGGAUUUAAACUUGUUGUCUGGUUCGGGAUCUAAGGAUGGUUUUGAUGAUGAGCCUUCUAAAGCUCAGGUAAUGGAUAUAUAGUCUGUAAAGGAUACACAAACAUAUGAAUAAAGAUAAAUAUGAUUUCAGGGAGAAUUCUGCUAGAGCAAGCAUGACUGCGUGUACUUCCUUGGCGUAUCAAUGUAUUUGAACUGCACCUAUGCAAAAGAAAGAAGCAUAAAACCAGACAUGGGCUUAGAGGGAUGCUCAGUUUCUCAGAAUGUCGAUUUUUGAAGUUAAUAUAAGUAAUUAUGAAACAGGGCAGACGAUGGGACGAUAGUUGUGCAAAUGAUGUGAACACAAUGGUCCGUAAUUGGGUGAUGACUUUGACUGGAUGAGAACGUUUAAUCUUUGAUUUGUGGCUGUAUAGACUACAAUUAGUUGAUGCCUACUCUAGUAUUUACAAGAUGCAGUUGUGCUUUUUAAGUUUCACACUCGAUUAUGAUGCUGUUCUGUGUUGAAUGUGUAAACAGGCACACGCAUCUUGGUACUAUCCAUCGAACAAUAUAAGGUCACACAUUGGAGAUGACAGAGUGACCAAGUGUAAAAGUUUUGUCUACUACUGCCAGAAAUAUUAUAAGAACUGAUUCGAUGAAUUGAACAAAACUUUUGUUUGAAAGUGGUGAUGCAUUGGUAAAAUUGUGGAAGUUUGUUGAUCACUUGGUCUUCGUAAAGGACCACAAGGGGUCAUCAUCACAAUAUUCACAAAUCUUAAGGAGAAACCUUAUAGAAAGUUCAAAACAUUGUAAAAAUGAGGAAGUUGGAUAUGUAAAGAAAGAAUAUACUGAUGUUGUAGGAACUUAGAAAACAGAAUAAGAAAUUUCAGCAGAAACUUAAGUUUUAAGCUUUGAUAUCUUGUUGAACAAACAAAGGAGUUAAGCCCAAGCUAUAAGAACAGAAUGCUUGAAUAAAAACCAAAAACAAGAUGAAUUUGUUGAAUAA